AUGCCAAAGCAAUCCAAAAAGAAGAGCAAAUCCUCAUCCCAAACAACCUCCGAAAAAGCAUCAGAACCAGCCAAACCAAAAGAACUUCCAGCUUCGUUGAAAGAACACGAAGAGAGUGAAACAUCCAUCAAGAGAAAAGUCAAAAAACUGGCCAAUUAUUUGAAAGAAGCCAAACAUGUAGUGAUUUAUACUGGAGCUGGUAUUUCAACAAGUGCACAAUUGAGUGAUUAUCGUGGGCCGAAAGGAGUUUGGACUGCAAUGGAAUAUGGUGUUGAGGAAUAUGAAGGUGUGGAAAUUGAGCAAGCUGUUCCUACCUAUUGUCACUAUGCCAUCACACAUUUGGUCAAGAAGGACUAUGUAAAGUAUGUCGUAUCGACCAAUGUGGAUGGUCUUCAUAAUGUUGAAUAUUGUAACAAGUGUGAUAAGGAAUAUUUGAGAGGAUUUGAUGUUAGUAAGAAUGAAAAGGAUUGGACCAAGCACUUUACUGGAAGAAAGUGUGAAUGUGGUGGCAGACUUAAGGAUAAUAUAAUUCACUUUGAUGAAGAUUUGCCUGAGAAGGAUUUUGAUCAAGCAAUGGAUCAUUCAAAGAAGGGUGAUUUUGCAUUGGUUCUUGGAACAAGUAUGAAAGUUACUCCUAGUUGUGAAUUCCCACUUGAAGUUCUAGAUAAUAAGGGAAUGAUGUGUAUUGUAAAUUUACAGAAAACUGAAUAUGAUAGAUUGGCAACUGUCAGAAUUUUUGGUAAGACUGACUUGUUUAUGCAAUUGUUAAUGACAGAAUUGGAAGAAGAGGAGAAUGUUGAUACUUCAUUUGAUGCUCUGCAAGUGAUUAAUAUUGAUUAG
Naegleria gruberi is the source of this 840-nucleotide messenger RNA. Its product is annotated as silent information regulator family protein. Lineage: Eukaryota; Heterolobosea; Eutetramitea; Acrasida; Naegleriidae. The coding region runs from base 1 to 840 and encodes 279 amino acids. The transcript has a single exon. The record is from RefSeq and is a predicted model, not a curated record. Gene Ontology annotation, molecular function: NAD+ binding.